AUGACAGACGACAUGUGUACAUUUUCCUAUAUUUCUGCCAAAGAUUAUGCACCUACAACAGCUACAGGUAUUGAACGUUCAUGGUUAGAUUUAAAACUUGAAUUUAAUCGAAAAGGAGACGGAUUAUCAGGUGCAAAAUAUUAUAAAACAAUCAGUGUACAAGGACCACAAUUAUUUGCUGUUAAAAUGGAUCAAACUGUAUGGUAUCAUGAUGAAAAUAAAUGGCAUAGAUAUCAAACAGCUACAGAUGUAAAAUAUGAUAAAAUACAAUUGCCAGAUUUAAAUCCUAGACGCACACCAUUAGCUUUAACAACAAUCGAUGAUGAUGAUCUAUGUUUUGGUGAACAAGAAGAAAUAUGUUCAUAA
Rotaria sordida is the source of this 366-nucleotide messenger RNA. Lineage: Eukaryota; Metazoa; Rotifera; Eurotatoria; Philodinida; Philodinidae. The record is from the annotation of a GenBank genome assembly.